Branchiostoma belcheri (Belcher's lancelet) is the source of this 2530-nucleotide messenger RNA. RefSeq names its product MAGUK p55 subfamily member 6-like. Gene Ontology annotation, molecular function: protein binding. The record is from RefSeq and is a predicted model, not a curated record. The coding region runs from base 317 to 2470 and encodes 717 amino acids. Gene Ontology annotation, cellular component: plasma membrane; cell-cell junction. The transcript is spliced from 22 exons. NCBI's taxonomy places the organism in Eukaryota, Metazoa, Chordata, Leptocardii, Amphioxiformes, Branchiostomatidae.
CUAAUGUCCCGAAAUGUGGCGAAAAUCAGUCAGGUGGUUUUUGGUGCGAAUCUGCGCCCGAAUCGGCUGCUAGCUUCUGUCCCGCGCCGCGUCCUCACUGUAUAAGGAAGCAAGUCCAAGUGCUGGUUGUGGUCCAUCUCCACUGUGGUGUCUAACGGGUCUCACACCAGUGCAAACCUCGGGUCUCUCACCAGCGUGCUAACGGGUCUCUCACCAGCGUUGUGCUCCGUGGUCUCUCACUGGCGUUGUGUUCUGUGGUCUCUCAUCAGCGUUGUGUGUGCCGUUCUAACCGCAAGUUGCUGCAACUGAAGCAUCAAUGCCUGUAGCCCAGGAGGAGUCUGGACAAGCCGCAGUUCAGGCAGUGCUCGACAACAUGGAGGAUCUUGGGAGUGCCGGAGCCAAGGACACGGACCUGAUCUUCCUGAAGGGUCUCAUGGACAGUCCCGUCAUGAAGUCCCUGGUUAGGGACUUGAACAACACGCCCCCACCUGAAGAUCCAUCGGCCCACGACCGUCUGGAGGAACAGAAGCUGGAGCCUGUUCGCGAGGAGAAUUUGAAGCUGGUGGAUGACAUUGUGACGGACCUGAACCCCGUCAUCGCCAGUAGCAACGACGCCGCGGAACUCUCCGGACUGCUCAACGAGCCGCACUUCAAGGCUCUGCUGGAAGCGCACGACGCGGUUGCCGCCAAGUCGUACGAGACGCCGCCCCCCUCCCCGGUGCAGCUGUCGUCACCCCCUCCUCCCGCGUACAACGGCAUGGCUCCAGGCGACGCGAUCCGGAUGGUCGGCAUCCGCAAGUCGGAGGGCGAGCCGCUGGGGGUCACGCUCAAGGUCGAGAACGGAGAGCUGGUCAUCGCCAGGAUCAUGCACGGCGGCAUGAUCGACAGGCAGGGUGCGGGUCUCCUCCAUGUUGGUGAUAUCAUUAAGGAGAUAAACGGCAAAGAUGUCUCCAACAGCCCCGAGGCUCUGCAGGAUUACUUAAAGAACGCCACCGGCAGCAUCACACUCAAGAUCCUGCCCAGCUACCAGGAGAACCUGCCUGCUACACAGGUGUACAUGAAGACCCACUUUGACUACGACCCAGCCAAGGACAACCUGAUCCCCUGUAAGGAGGCGGGACUCGCCUUCCAGAAGGGAGACGUGCUGCAGAUCGUCAACCAAGACGACGCCAACUGGUGGCAGGCGGCAAACGCGGAGAAUAACGGCCCGGCGGGGCUGAUUCCGAGUCAGGUGCUCGAGGAAAGACGGAAGGCCUUCGUCAAACCCGAGUACGACUACGUGGAACGACCCAGCGGUAUUCUUGGGUGCGGACCUCUGGCCAAGCAGAAGAAGAAGAAGAUGAUGUACCUGUCCGACAAGAACGCAGAGUUUGACCGUCACGAGCUGCCGAUUUACGAGGAGGUCGCCAAGAUGCCUCCGUUCCAGCGUAAGACGCUGAUCCUGAUUGGUGCUCAGGGCGUCGGCCGGCGCAGCCUCAAGAACCGACUCAUUCUCAGCGACCACGAGCGAUUCGGAACCACCAUGCCACAUGCUUCUCGGCCCCUGCCAGGAACCAGCCAAGACACCUCCCGUGCCCCCCGUGAAGGUGAGGAGGACGGUAAGGGGUACUACUUUGCCGACAAGUCUGCGAUGCAGCAGGACAUCCGUGACCACAAGUACCUGGAGUCCGGGGAGUACGAAGGGAACCUGUACGGAACCAAGCUCGACUCCGUGCGAAACGUCAUGCGCUCAGGCAAGAUGUGCAUCCUGGACGUCAACCCGCAGGCGCUGAAAGUCUUGAAGACGCCGGAGUUCAUGCCGUUUGUCGUCUUCAUCGCGGCUCCGAGCGUCGAAACGCUGAAGGAGAUGCACGAGCAGGCGCGGGCCGAGGGAGCCACCAACAAAACUCUCACGCCUCACCCAACCAAAAGAGCUGAGUUCACAUUUGAGGAACGGAGGGAAGGAAAGAGCCAGGAGAAGGAGGAGAAAGCCCCUGUGGCGAAACUGAAGAAGGCUUUGACAGUGGACAGAGAAGGUUCGGAAGAGAAGGAAGAAGGUUCGGCACUCAUGAAAAGGGCACACCUGGAGAUUAAUCAUGACAGACAGAGUUUCAUGGAGAGGAAAAAACAGGAGGAGGAGGAGGGAUCCAACCAAGAGGAGGAGAAAACCAUGGGCAAUCUGAUACAGAGGGCUCAGAAGGAAAUAACCGAGGAUCGACAGUCGUACAUUGAGAAAAAGGAGAAGGAAGGAACCCCGACUCCUGACAAGGGGGAACCUUCUAACCUCAUACAGAGGGCCAGAAUGGAACGACAGCAGUCAGUCAGCUCACACAGGGUAAAACCUACAUGUGGCUCUUUCUGGUCCACUUUCUGUUGUUUUAUCUUUUUGCUUUCCUUACCAAUCAUCAAACUCUACACUGUAAUAAUACAGCCAUAUCUGAAUUCCACCCAUUGUGAACUCACUGCUGUUCUUGUUGUGUUUUUUUUAUAACCACAUAUGACCUUGUCUCCCAAUGUCAACCAUAUGUUCCCUACCCAUCAUGCACCAUUA